AUGAGGAGGAGGAGGCCCGAGCGUCGGAGGCGCCUGGAGGAGGACAAGCGCCGGUUGAAGGAGGAGGAGGCGGCCCGGGAACGGAGUUUGCACGACGCCCAGGAGUUCCUCAAGAAACAGAUGGACGAAAUAAGGCAGCGGGAGAAGGCGGAGGCAGAGCUGCGGGACCAGGAGCGCGAGCUGCUGGACCGGCAGCGGCAGAUCGAGGCGGCCAUCGAGCGGCGACAGGAGGUGGAGCGUCGCCGACAGUGUCGACAGCUGAGUCUGUUCCAGGCGCAGCAGUGUAACGCCAAGCUGCGUCAGCGCUCGGCCCAGGUGGAGGACGCGCUGCGGGACGAGCGAGACUUCCUCGACUCGCUCAUGGCCUCAGUUGAGGCGGGCUCGCGGCAGCCCCCAAGCGCGGAGGUGCUGCAGCAGCAGCUCGACCUGGGAGCAGGCCAGGCGCCGCCAAAUGGAGAGGUGCUGUUCAAGUGA
Pollicipes pollicipes is the source of this 474-nucleotide messenger RNA. Its product is annotated as MAP7 domain-containing protein 1-like. The transcript is spliced from 4 exons. Bases 1 to 474 code for a protein of 157 amino acids. Lineage: Eukaryota; Metazoa; Arthropoda; Thecostraca; Pollicipedomorpha; Pollicipedidae. The record is from RefSeq and is a predicted model, not a curated record.